Molecule: messenger RNA, 3852 nt
Organism: Poeciliopsis prolifica (blackstripe livebearer)
Lineage: Eukaryota; Metazoa; Chordata; Actinopteri; Cyprinodontiformes; Poeciliidae
Gene: cuedc2
Product: CUE domain containing 2
Exons: 9
Coding region: 366-1211 (281 amino acids)
Source: RefSeq, a predicted model, not a curated record
UCCUUGGGUCGCUUGCUGCUUGUUUUUGUUAGCUAACAGUGCUAGUUCUCCGUUAUAUCUAUUAUAUAAUCUUUAGCUUUUUUACGUGCAGUACGUUGUUUGCUUGACAUUGACGAGUGCAAUACCAUUAACAUGCUUAUAUUAUUUACAGAGACCUUUGUAAGCGGUUUAUAUUUUGAUAACGUAGCCGCUGUAAUGACCAUUAGCUCUCUAAUGUGCUAACAGGACAACAAAGCUAACACAAAAGAGGUCAUCAUGUUAUUCAAAUGCUGCUCGACAUUUACAUAAGAUAGCUGGAGGAUUAGCGUCAACAUUCCAAACUGUGAGCACAAAGCUUUCGGGAAGACGGGCACCGGGAGAACAGCAUGGACCUCCACAAAAUCAUCCACAGUGCCCUGCACGAAUUUAUCCAGACGUACAUUCCCGAUGCAGAUCUCAGCACACUGGAUGAUGUUCUUCUGUCAUACAUCACUGGGGUCCUGGAGGACCUGGGGUCCCAGCAAAGCGUUGAGGAGAAUUUUGAUGUGGAGGUCUUUGGAGAAAUGCUGGAAGCCUACAUACCCGGGUUUGCCGAAAUAGACAGUGUCAAAGUCUGUGAAAUGAUGUUCAGUCUGGCUUCAAAACUGGCCACUGCUCGGACAUCGGAAAACAGUGUGCCUAAGACAGGGACAGAAGAGGUUUCUUUGAAACUCAAUGCCCUGACCAGUCAGCCAGAACCAGGACAAGAACCUCCGUGCCUUAAGCCACAGACAGAGGGCGCUACAGCCAAGCUGUCAGCAUCUGAGUGGGAGUCCCAAGAGCAGCACCUCCUGGAGAUGUUCCCAAAGUGCAGUUUGUCCGAAGCUCGCAGCGCUCUUUCCAUCGCCAAAGGAGACAUGGAGGAAGCAGUGCGCCUUAUCAUAGAGGGGGACGUCCAGCUCAGCCCCACUCCUAUUAAUGUAAACCAAGGGAAGAGCAUUUCCUCACUUGCUGACCAGAAACUUAAAGAGAGCAUCCUAGAGAAGUACAUGCUAGUGGACAGUGAGGAAGAUAACAAAACCCAUCGACCCGUUGCUCCCAAAGACGCUCCAAAGAAGCUUGUUCGCUACCACGGUAACCAGGUGGUGACAACAAAAGGAGAGCGAUAUCAACUUGUGAAGAAAAACGAGACAGACGACAUGAAGAAGACCUACGUCAACCUGAAACCGGCCCGAAAGUACAGGUUCCAUUGAUGACGAGCACAGCACUGUAAGAGCAGAUAGUGACAGCAUUGUUUACACUACUUCUUCUUUAUCCAAGUCCUUCAACCAAAACUUGAUUUAUUCCCUCAAACCCCCAAGUAUUAGGAAGCAUUCUUCAGUGUGGCAGUGGCUUAUUUUUAAAAUGUUACUAACCAUCAUGCCUUGGAUUAAGCCGUUGUUUUUUAAGUUGCACCGAUGUUGUUUUUCAUCUUUUUUGUCUCUUUUUUUAAGUCGGUCUGUUGUGUUCUUGUUUGUGUAACAAACAGCCUAUCUGAUUUGUUUUGGCCACCUCAGCAGGUCUGAUGUCGCACUGACAGCUCUUUUUCUUUCUUCUUUUUUUGGGAAAAUGUGGAUCCAUGAUUAUAACAUUAACUUGUGAACAUUUCUUUCAUCAUCUUUGUAAAUAAGUGGUGCUGUUGAAGUUUGUUCUGAACAUUACAGGUCUUAGUGUAUUUUUUCCUUAAGUUUUCAUCAAGAUUUUGUUGAAGCCUUGAGGUUAAACGCAGUUUGCGCUGCCCCAAAACUUUAUUACAUCUGACAGAUUCACACAGAUUAAUUUAUUUCUUGCACUGUUCCACACUGUAGAACAAAUAUUUAAAAAAAUGUCUUUCUUGUAGGAAUUUAGGGUUUACUAGAAAGCAAAAUUAAUACCUAAGUUUGCUGCACAGUAAAUACAUUUUUCUAGAGAUGGAUGUGCUAUAACACCUUUUUGUGUAGAAUACCAGAAUAGAGGAUUGUGGGUAUCCCCCAAAUAGUGAAAUAUGAACCUGAUGGGCCUCGUUUUAAAGUCCAGAAUAUUUAUUUUUGAUAUAUAAGUGGUUCGAUAUGCAGAAUCUUAAAUCCAUUGCAUCUAAGUUUCCAAAAAAUGUUGGCUGACUGCAUAAGAUGUGCAGGAUAAUGAUUUGCAAACGUGCCCUAAGCAUUUUAUAUACUUUAAAACAGAAAUUACAUAUUUGAUAUCCAUAUUUAAUUUAAAUAAUCUUUAUUGUUUCUUUUUUUUCUUCUUAUUUUUUAGAUAAUAUGUAAUUGUGAAAAACAAAACACCCAUUGAAUUUUUAGUCCUUUCCGACAGAGUGUUCAAAUACUGGAACUUGGAAAUUCCCCCUAAUUGCUAGUCUUAGCCCUGUUGACUAAAAUAACUUCAGUGAGCUGCUACAUUGGUCUGUGGAAGGUUUUCUCCAUUCCUGACUUUCUCUCUGGCAAAAAUGUAGUCUCCUUUGGUCUUUGUGUGCACACUACAAGCUUAAGUGUUAUCAGAUUUUCUUAGCCUCAAGCACACAGUUAAUGAUCCAUCCAUUUUCUUUACACCCUUGUCCCCAGUGGGUCAGGAGGGUUUCUGGUUCCUGUCUCCAGCAAGACAUUUACUGACCCUGGACAGGUUGUAAAUCCAUUGCAGGGCAACACAGAGAGACAGGACAAACAACCAUGCACACACACACACACAUGCACACUUAAGGAAAAUUUAGAGACCAGUUAAUCUGGACUGUGGGAGGAACCUGGAGAGAACCCACACAUGCACAGGGAGAACAUGCAAACUCCUUGCAGAAAGAACCUGGGCUGGGAAUUGAACCCAGGACCUUCUUACUGCAAGGUCCUGGUGGAUAUAGGAUUAUUAACUAUAUCUACUAUAGUGAAUAAUCAUAACUGAUAAUUCUGCAUGUGUUGUAUAAAGGAAAUUGCUAUGUGAAAGUGAUCCAUGUUUGUUUUGGGCAAUUUUUAACUGCUGCUUUUAUUAUUUACUUAGAAAUUGCUACAAAGAGGGAGAAUUAUUUAUGCUUGUAGAUUUGAACAAAAAUUUAAACUGUAGAUCCAAAAACGAUGCACAUAAAAAUGUUAAGACAUUUUAGGUAAUUCUAAAUUGAGGGAAGGGUGUUGGUAGUUUAAAGUAAAACAAAAAUAAUCUACUCCAAACAUCUAGUUGUUGGCCUCUAAGCAGUUUUAUGUUCAAGAGAAUGUAAAACAGAUCUGCACAUUGGGGAUUCUACAGGGUUUGCAAAUCAUCAUUUUAGUUCUCUUUCUUUGCAACGUUUUGGAAACUGGAUUGCAUUAAUGAGGAUUUAAGGUUGUGUGCUUUCAGGUAAACAUAAUACUGCUGUGGUUCUCAUCUCAUUUGUGUUUGUAUGUGAAUUUUGCUUCACCCGAGACUGUUGUAAAAAAUGAGUGAUCUCUUUUAUUCUUUAGUUGUACAUUUAGGACAAAUAAGCUGACCCAAUUUUCUUUUCCAGGAUUUAGUAUUUAUAUUCCGCUCCUAUUUGUUGUAAGUAAUAUGCAGCUAUUUGAAACCUGUGAUAUAUUGUUUCCCUGAAUGUAGUUUAACAGAACUGGGUUUUCAGGUGAUGUGAUGUUAUAUUUAUCAUGCAAUGGUAUUAUGUAAAGCAUGGAGCGGACUUAUCUGAAACUGUUCACUAAUUUUCUUUUUCUCCUUUUCUACCAUGGCUUCAAAAAUCUCCUGGUAAUUUAUAGUAAAUACAUUUUGUAGAGUACCAUAUGCUUCCUGUUUAGGUUCUCACAGAACUCAAUGCAAGUUAUUUAGGUCAAUCAGAAUGGACCAUUUCAGUCUACAUAUUGCCAUCUGACAGGGUUCGGUUCAUAUGUAGUCUUGGAAAGUGUGGAUUUUGCGUUUUCAUUUUCA